This is a messenger RNA of Lathyrus sativus (Indian pea), 402 nucleotides long. The record is from the annotation of a GenBank genome assembly. Lineage: Eukaryota; Viridiplantae; Streptophyta; Magnoliopsida; Fabales; Fabaceae.
AUGGCAUCUUCAUCUUUUCAACAAGAAAAAUGCAACCAUGGUGAUGAUACUAGAAAUAUUGUGUUAAAGAAAGGGACAUGGUCAAAUGAAGAGGAUCAAUUAUUAAGAGAAUAUGUGACAAAUUAUGGAGUUGGAAAGUGGGAUUCUGUACGCAAGAAAACAACACUUGCUCGAGAUGGAAAAAGUUGCCGUUUAAGAUGGUUAAAUCAUCUAAAACCAACUUUAAAAAAGUGCUCGCUUAGUGAAGAAGAAGGAAGAAAACUUAUUUAUCUCUAUAAUGAGUUAGGGCCCAAAUGGACUCAAAUGCUUUCACAGUUUCCUGGAAGAACCGAUAACGAGUUAAAGAAUUUUAUUAAUUCCAAAAAAAGAAGUUUAAAAAAUUCUAGAAAGCAACUUGUUUGA